Messenger RNA from Trichoderma breve, 549 nucleotides. RefSeq names its product riboflavin kinase domain-containing protein. The transcript is spliced from 2 exons. Gene Ontology annotation, molecular function: riboflavin kinase activity. The record is from RefSeq and is a predicted model, not a curated record. Gene Ontology annotation, cellular component: mitochondrion. Gene Ontology annotation, biological process: FMN biosynthetic process; riboflavin biosynthetic process. Lineage: Eukaryota; Fungi; Ascomycota; Sordariomycetes; Hypocreales; Hypocreaceae. The coding region runs from base 1 to 549 and encodes 182 amino acids.
AUGUCGUCCCGCCCCGACAUCGUCGGCCCUCAAGCCGGCCCCGAAUCUCCCUACCCUUACAAAAUGGAAGGCAAAGUCAUUUCCGGCUUCGGCCGCGGCUCCAAAGAGCUCGGCAUCCCAACCGCCAACCUCCCCGUCGACGACACUCUCACCCCCUGGAUCGCAAACAUCCCCUCGGGCGUCUACUUCGGCUACGCCUCCCUCGCCCUCCCAGACUCCCACCCGGACCAGCCCGCCUCUGCCUCUUCCGGCGCAUUCACCGUCUUCCCCAUGGUCAUGUCCAUCGGGUACAACCCGUUCUACAAGAACACCGUGCGCAGCGCAGAGGUGCACAUCCUGCAUAAAUUCGGGCGCGAUUUCUACGAUGCCCACAUGCGUCUUCUGAUUCUGGGUUUUAUUCGCGAGGAGAAGGAUUAUAAGAGCCUGGAGGCGCUGAUUGAUGAUAUUAACUUUGAUUGCGAGGUUGCGAAGAAGAGUCUUAGUAGGGAGGGGUGGGCGUGGGAUAAGGGGAGCAAGGAGGAUGCGGAGUGGUUUGUCAAGCCUUUAUAG